Molecule: messenger RNA, 5075 nt
Organism: Anthonomus grandis grandis
Lineage: Eukaryota; Metazoa; Arthropoda; Insecta; Coleoptera; Curculionidae
Exons: 21
Coding region: 241-4989 (1582 amino acids)
Source: RefSeq, a predicted model, not a curated record
GACGCAAACGUCAAAUUCAAAUUUGUUUGGAGUUAAAUUCUACUAUUCCAAAUAAGUUUGGGUAGUUUGGGUUUGAGUUGUUUAUAAACUUGUGAUGUGAAGUUGUAUAACUGUUAUGUUUAGAGAAUAAAUUUGACUUAUAAUAUAUAUUUAUAUAUAUUAGACAUUUAGAAAUUAAUUAUUGUGUAAAUAUUGUAAAAUGUGUUAUCCAAUAUUUUAGUUUGGUUUAGAAGUUUGAAGAUGAAACCUCAGGCAAAAACCAUCAAAAGCACAAGGCAGCUAAGGCAAUUAGAUCAAAACAGCUCAUUUAAAAGUAAGCUGAGGUUGGAUAAAGGAAAGUUAGGAGAAAUAUUUAAGAAGCCACAAUAUGACCGACAGCUUAUCGCCCCAGAAAAAAGUAUAGCAAAAUUUCCCCUCAAGAAGAUACUGACCGAAAACUUAAAGAAUCCGUUAAAAAAUCCAAAUUCAUUACUUUUGACAAGUACCCCACAUCACACAUUAGGCGGCUCAAAGGCUAAUUUCUUUAACGAUCGGCGUUCUUCUACUAGUAUAUCUCCAAUUCAGCAACAAAAGCCUUGUAAGGCUAUUGAAAAUGGACAGAAAGAGAACAGCUUAUCUGAAGCUUCAGAUGAUGACAGUGAAGUUCAUUUGGAUAUCAAAAAAGCAGAACAAAUCAAACCAAAUAGAUGGAUUGGAACCACCUCCAACAGGAUAGAUACUAAUGGUACUCCUGUGGCAAAUAAAGAACCUGUGGUAGCGAAAGAAAAAAAGGCUGCAGAGGAUUCUCUUAUUUUUGUUGAUUCAGAUUCAAAAAAAAAUGAUUCCCACCAACAAGGACAAGAAAAAACUCCAAACAAUCUUCGGCUCAGCCGAAGAGAUCAACACAAUAGCACCACCAACGAAAAGAAAAAACGCUCUAAAAGCGACUCUACCGUCUCCGUUACAAAGAAGAGUAAAAUUCCUUUGAGAACGAUUUCUCAUGACAAAGAAGUCGAUGCAAAUGGUGAAAAUAAGAAGAAAGAUGUAAACAUUAAUUUUACUGAAGCUGUACGAUAUACGCCGAGCAUGUCAGGACAAAAGCAAAUGGUUAAUUGUGACCUCGUUACUCCUAAAAAUGUCUCUAUGAUGGAUGCUCCUGACAGUAGCUGUUUGCGAGAAAACAAGCUAUCAAAUAAAAAAAAAGAGUCCCCAGUAAGAACUAGAGACAUGUUUGUUAACAAAACACCAAGAUCAAAUAGAAAAGUAAAUUAUGAACCUGACGAAAAUGGUGAAAUCCUCACCAGAACUAUUAAUUUGGCUGAUAAAACUGAUAAUAUUAAGGCGAAUGAGCUAACAAUUGUCGCAAAUCACACUGUACAGACGUCAAUCCUAAACGAUUUACCAAAAACGAAAACACCUAAAAAUAACAUUUUGGAAAUUCCGUCGAAAUUGGUUAGGGAAGCCAAUCUGGAACCUCGACAAACUAACAAUAAAGAUGUUCAGACUACGUUUUUUAACAUUGAUGCUGGAACUUCGCCAGAGCGACACGAACUUUAUGAGUUCACUGAACCCGCGGAACUAGGCAGAAAACGAAAAUUCGAAAUAUUUUUAAAAGGUCUUGAAGAGUUUGCUUUAGAAGCUGAUAAAGUAAGCACAGCGCCUACAAUUGAAGAAAUCGGAAAAAAGAGACCCAGAAAAAAAAGUUCUAGUGAAUCCGGAAGUGACGGCAAAAUAUUGCACAAUAUUGUGAGUAAACUAGCGAAAAGGGCUCAGGAGGCAUCCACUCCAGAAAAACAAUGCAAGACACCCAAAAACAACCAAUUAGCGAGCAAAAAGAAUCCGCUUUUUAGGAGAUCACAUCGAAAGGCUAGUCAGAAAGAAUUGAGGGAGCCGGCUGUUAUAAGUUUAGGCGAAGAUUCAAGGGAGUCCUACCAAAACGACUCUGAAAGACGAAAUAUAUUUGACAGUUUGGAAGUGGGUAAUGUGGUUGACGUUGUGGAUUUUAGUAACGAUGCUGUUCCUGAAAUCUCCGUAGCUGAAAAGCCUUGGCGGUUCGAAGGCAGUGACGGUCCUAUGCGUUUUAACAAUAUUACGCUGAAAUUUUCCAGGAAGGAGGCCGAUAUUAGAUAUAGCGACUGUUAUAAUGUUUCAGAAGAGACUUUACCUGGAAAAAUUUCUUUAGAAUCGACACAUAAUUUUAAAAAACGGCAAAAUGAGCUGAGUAAGGAUGUUGUCGAGUUGGAUAACAUUGUGCCUAAUGUAGAAUCAAGAAAAUCCUAUUAUAAGAAAACUUAUAGUCGAAACCUUAGAAGUUGUGCUGCCGAAGAAGAUAACGAACAACCAGCUGCAAAUAAUCCAGAUGCAUUUAAAAAACCACCAACGCCAAAACAAAAUACUAACAAAACGUCGCUGCGUAAAACGUCAAGGAAAAGUGGUUCAGCAAUUCGAAAGUCACCGGCUAAUGGCGGUAAGCAAAAUAAUAUUUCAAAAGAAGCAGAGAAAACAAUUUUCCACGAAGAAUCAGACAAAGAAAACUCAAAAACUAUGUCCUCGACGCAAAUUCAGAAAAAGAAUGUUAGUUAUCAGGCCAGAAAAAAGCUGUUUGGUGUUGAACUACCAGAGCUCGCGCCAGACAAAAGUGUUAGCGAUGAAUCUCAAACUCCAGUCAAUAGUUCAAAAUCUAAAAAACAGCCUCAAUCAGGACAAAAUUAUCAAACAAUUGUCAUUGAAGAAUCUCGCAGUUUAGUUAAUAGAGAGUUGCGGCCUAGAAAGCCGAACUCAAACCCAAAUCAGGAUAAACCUGUAAAUAAAGCCAAGAAAAAUGUAAUAGUCAUUCCGCUAGAGAAUGAGAUCUCAACAAUAGUAUCCGAGCCUGAAGCUAACAAUAACACCAAUGAUUUCCCCCAAAAAUCUCAUCAGAACAUCCAGUUAAAAGAGGGAAUUAAAAAACCUAAUUGCCAGCCAGAGCUUAUUAUUCCAAUUCCAAUAACUCCUAUAAAUUUGUUAAUUAAUAGAUCAUUGAAGCAAGUAUCUAGCUCUAAACCUAAGGAAGCAAAAAAACCAAAGCAAAAAUUACCAUCAAGAAAUAAAAUUCCGGAUAAUAGUCAACGUAGUCGACAUGCUGGACUUACGGCCGCCGUAGAUGCUUCUAAUGUUCAGGAUUGUGGAACUGGUAGGCCGCAGAGGACGCGAAAACCUGCAAAGCGCCACACCGAUAUUGUGCAACCAAAACAUGGUUACAUUUCCAUGUCACUAUUUAAUAGUGACUUCAGAUCGAAACCCAGAAAACGAAAAUCUAACAUUCAAACCAAUAAUAAUAAUGGUACAACCAGCACCAUUUUGAAUAAUCUCUCAGAGCAAACAACUUGUAGUAUUGAAAGUGCCAACUUGAAGUCAUUAGCUACAGAAAUUUCUGGAAUGGAAAUCUUGUCUCAUGGUAAAAAUCCGAAACGUAUAAAUAUAAAUACUUUGGACACUAUUGUAGAUGAGGAUGCCGUACAAGAAAAUGAACUGCCUCAAACCGGGUCUAGAAAUAAACGUGGAAAGAAAGCAACUACAACUGCAAAAAAAGUUGCUGCUAGAGGAAAAUCAAAAGUUUCCGUGCCAAUAAUUAAUAAUGAGAAUGCCCGAUUAAAUCCGGUUGAUGAUCACGUAGUAGAUGAACAUCCGAUGAGUUUGGAGAGCGAAGUUAUACAACAUUCUAAGAUUCCAGAUGUUUCUGGGAUUGAACGUUUUCCAAACUUGAAGGAACCUAUUCUUUCAACCGAUCCUGAUUUAGGAAGUAUUCUAGAGGAGAAUGCUAACGAUGCUACUAGUUUUCAAGAUGUUGUACCAACUUCCAAGACUAAGCCUAAAAAUAAAGUGGGUAGACCAAAGAAAACUCCUAAUACAGACACAAUUUCAAAAAAACUUGCCAAGGAGAAAUCAAAUGUUUUCGAACCAAUUGCUAAUAAAGAGAACGCGAGGUUGAAUGAAGUUGAUGAUCACACAGAUAAACAACCGAUGGUUUGUGAAAGCGAGGUUUUGCCUAUGGUAGAUAACAUUCCUCAGAUUCCGGAUGUUUCUGGCAUUGAACGUUUACCAAACUUCAAGGAGCCUAUUGUUCCCAAUGACCUCCAAGAUUCAAGAAAUACUCAGGAAAAGAAUGCGAAUAACGCUACUAGUUUGCAAGAUGAUCAACUAUUUGUUCGACCUGAGCCUCCGAGCAGUAGACGUUCAGCAAGACCAAGAAAAGGUACCAAGUGCCCAGAAAAAAAACCAUCAACGGGAAAGAGGUCUGUUAAGAAGAACUUAGAACUCCUUGAAGAAGUCAGGGUGGAUGAGGAAAAUGAUGUUCAAAUGGGAUCGAAGCUUAGAGUUCCGGAAGUGACUACUUUAAGUCAGUUGAAUGGAAUUUCAAAUCAAGACCUAGAACACUCAGUUGAUACAACUGGAAAAUCGAAAGAAACAAAAGACAAACUGGAGGAAAAUUUAGGUGAGACAGAUAACAAGCCAAUGUCAACUGAAACCAUAGACGGUGAAGAAGGGCAAUAUAAUAAUAGGUACACAGAUGGAUUUAGUUUUAAUAGUCGAUUAUCUACUUUUGAUUUAACGUCGCAGAUUCAUCCCCGUUGCAGUUUGAAUGCUAGUGAGAAAGAUUAUGUUAAAUGUGUUCUUGAUGGGAAACCGAUGAAUUUGAAAUUUGUGUGCAGACUACCGGCAGAAUCCAAGUUUAAACAAAUUCGAAACAUGUAUGUUACAGCAUCUUGCAGAGAACCAACAGGCCUGUUUAGUUUUGGUUAUUUAAAAUUAAAUGCCAAUGAUGAGAAGGUACCUUCGAUCGGAAACUAUGCAUUUACGUUUUGUGUAAUAAAAGGGACAGCCCAUGUAGAACUGGAAGGGAGCCAAAGUACUAUUAAUGUGGGAGAAGGUUUUAUGAUUCCAAGUGGAAUGAAGUAUGGUAUAAAGAACGCUAGCGUACAUGAAGAAUUACUUAUGAGUUUUACCAGGAUAAAAAACGGUGGCACAUAACUAUUAUAUAGCUUAUAACUGUUAAUUUUUAUCUUAUGUAUAUUAUUUAAAGCGUAGCUGUUUAAUAAAUUAACAUUUUUAUUUAA